AUGGCGCCAACAUCAAAUAUCCACGCUCGAUCACAUAGUCUGCUCCUUUUACAAAAGCUCCUCAACCUGCGUGAUGGCGCAAGUCCUCUUACCCUCGUGAUCGACAAUCUUGAGCAGCCUGCGCGGCCAGUUCUUCGUGAAUUUGUAUCACGAGCAAAAAUCGCAAAGACACAAGUCAUCUUCUUGUCGAUGGUGACACUCAAGAAACCACAAGAUGCAGAUGUUUUCAUAAAGGCUACGGGAAGAGACCUUCAAGCGGUUCGAAAGGACUUGCUAAACCAUUACCCUACGUUCAACCCUUUGGUAGACAAGGGAAAGCCCACUCAAAGGGCCGUCGUGAUUAUAGACUCACUCAACGCUCUCGCUUCUGCGGCUCCGCAGUCGCUAGCAAGCUUCUUGUCAAGCAUCAUCACACCCGCUGUCUCUAUCGUCGCUACAUAUCAUGAUGACGUGCCUAUUGUACUACCACGAUCAUUCAGCGAGUAUGAGCCUCAUCCUCUGACAGUCCUAUGUCACUUGGCCACAGCAAUCCUCAGACUAUCGAGUUUGUAUCAAGAGAUUCAACGUCAAAAAGCUCGGAAUCGAAGUAUCCAGGAGCCAGAAUGGGGUCUGAAUGAAGAUCGCGAGGGACUGCUCGUCGGUCUGGGGGAGAAGGGCAAGGAUAGAAACGAAGACAGCACUGGAGUUGUCAUCUUUAUGGAACUGCGACGACGAAGCGGAAGAACCGUAUCCGAAAAGUUCAUUCUCAAUCCCAAAGGUUCAGCAACAGCAGCUCUACCUGGCAAGGUGUGUUUGCUUACAGACCAUCCUAUGUUUAUCACAGCUACGGAUAGUGGUAAGACUGGCGAUGGAGAGGAAGGGCCCGAGAGUACUUUCAACCUUGGCUUGACGGAAAAGCAACGCAAGGAUAGGGAGGGUAUUGUGCUACCCUACUUUGAUGCGCAAACAGAUAUUGGAGCAGGCGAGGGAGGAAGGAUUCUGUACGAAAUGGGUAGAGAGGAUGACUUUGAUGACGAAGAAGAUGAGAUAUGA
Fusarium venenatum is the source of this 1032-nucleotide messenger RNA. RefSeq names its product Elongator complex protein 5. NCBI's taxonomy places the organism in Eukaryota, Fungi, Ascomycota, Sordariomycetes, Hypocreales, Nectriaceae. The record is from RefSeq and is a predicted model, not a curated record. Gene Ontology annotation, biological process: tRNA wobble uridine modification. Gene Ontology annotation, cellular component: nucleus; elongator holoenzyme complex; cytosol. Gene Ontology annotation, molecular function: tRNA binding.